ACGUUUUUUCCCCUCACACGUUGAACCAAUAUUUAAUUUUGUACGUAUUUCCUUGCGCAUGCGUGUUGUACGUACCAGACGACCCAAUCCAAGCUAUUUUAACACACGGCGAAAAACUCAAAGUGAUUUCCAGAAGAUGGCGACCGCACUGGUGGCGUCAAAUUCAGUUCCUGCAAAUGGUGAAACUGAGAAAUGUGAAACAGCUGUUCAGAAGGUUGUGAAUCCUGAAACUUACAUCAAACAUCCAUUACAAAACAGGUGGGCUCUUUGGUUUUUCAAGAAUGACAAAAGCAAAACAUGGCAAGCCAACCUUCGUCUCAUCUCCAAAUUUGACACUGUGGAGGACUUCUGGGCAUUAUACAAUCACAUUCAGCUGUCAAGUAACUUGAUGUCUGGCUGUGACUACUCUUUAUUUAAGGAUGGGAUUGAGCCCAUGUGGGAAGAUGAAAGGAACCGGCGAGGCGGCCGCUGGCUGAUAACUCUGUCUAAGCAGCAACGUAAAUCAGACCUGGAUCGGUUCUGGUUGGAGACGCUCCUGUGUCUUGUUGGAGAAGCUUUUGACGACUACAGUGACGAUGUUUGUGGAGCUGUCAUUAAUGUUAGAGCCAAAGGCGAUAAGAUCGCUAUAUGGACUACAGACUAUGAAAAUAAAGAGGCCAUCACACACAUAGGGCGUGUGUAUAAAGAGAGGCUAGGCGUUCCGCCAAAAGUGAUCAUUGGUUACCAGUCACAUGCAGACACGGCCACAAAGAGUGGCUCAACAACCAAGAACAAGUUUGUUGCCUGAGGAUCUGAGGAUUAUCAACCAAGCCUUCCUGUGUUUCCAAAUAGAUUUUCUGUAUUAUUUUUUUAAUCUUAUUUUUUUUUAAAUUGAAUGUAACUGCCAUCUUUGGAAAAACAUUGGGGAAAAGGGAUAAAAUAGCUUCUUUUUUUUGUUUUGUUUUGUUUUUUUGUUUUUGGUCACUUAUCACAUGUUUGGGACACUUAAAGGUGAUGGUGUGAUAAGGAUGCCUUUUUUUUUUUUCUUUUUUUCCCAUUUGCAUCUGAAUACUUUGGUAAAGGUUGAUUUGGUGUAUUUUUAGCUAUUUUUGUUAAAGUACUCAACAUUAAAGGCAUAUAAAAUAAAAAUGUGUAGUUUAAUAAACUGGUACUGUACUCCUAUAGCAAAUUUACAGUAACAGCAUAGGGAUUUAAAAUGUUUACAUUGGAAUUGAAAUUAAACAAAUCCAAGUAAUGCGUUGACAUCAGAGGCUACUCACUGUAGAAGCAAGGCAAUACUGACAUUGUUGCCAUUGACCCACUUUGGGUGUCAAGUCACGUUGUUGGUGCUUUUUUGAAACGCCACCCAAGCAUGAUGUGCAAUACAUAUUUUUAAUUUUCUUUUUUGGGAGGGGGUGGCAUGUGAGUGUCUAAAGAGUUCAAACUUCACAUCUCUGUAUUGAGAUCAACAUCAAUGUUCCAUGAUGGAUAAAAUUUAUUUUCUUUGGCCAAAGCAUGUGUUCGGUGCAUGUGUUUUCCAAAACAUGCGUGUUAUACAGCCUUUGUUUCUUGAACUGAACAGCCAGGCUGUUCACGUUUUUGCAGGGUAUUUGUUUCCAGAACAUAAAGCUUUCUUAAACAAUGCAAACAGUUUUUUCCAUUCCACAUUUUUGUGACAAAAUAAAUAUUGUUGGAUGAAACUGUGCCUUUAAUGUAAAACCCUGCCUGAUAUUUCUAAAUGUACAGAGCGGAAAUGUAAAUAAACUUGUACAGUGUCUUUUUUUUUGUCAACAUAGUGUCUUCCAUAACUUGUCAGAAAAUGUUUUAAAGCCUCUACCAAA
This is a messenger RNA of Oreochromis niloticus (Nile tilapia), 1820 nucleotides long. Its product is annotated as eukaryotic translation initiation factor 4E-1A. The transcript has 7 exons. Gene Ontology annotation, biological process: translational initiation. NCBI's taxonomy places the organism in Eukaryota, Metazoa, Chordata, Actinopteri, Cichliformes, Cichlidae. Gene Ontology annotation, molecular function: translation initiation factor activity; RNA 7-methylguanosine cap binding. The record is from RefSeq and is a predicted model, not a curated record. Bases 59 to 787 code for a protein of 242 amino acids. Gene Ontology annotation, cellular component: cytoplasm; eukaryotic translation initiation factor 4F complex.